GGCAGGAAAAGUCGCCGUACGCUUUGCAAUCUCAGCAUUUCUGUGUUGGUUGUGGCCGUGAACGGGGCUCAAGUCCAAGGGCAACCGUGAAAGAUUUCUUUCUAUUUAUACAAGUAGUGCAUUAUACAAUACACCUUUGCGGUUAUUUUUAUUUUUUUAUUUUUUAUUAUUUUUUCGUUUGGUACUUAUUUGUAUUCGUUUUUUAUAAUAUCAACGUGGUGCGAUUAUUUUCUAUUAAAAUCAUUCAUCGAUAUCGUCACAUUCAAAGUGGGACCAACACUUGUACGGUUGAUUUUACGGUACUGAUUCAUUGACGUUCAGCGAUACUUCAGCAUCAUCCAAUCGAUCCCCGCACAAGAAAAAAAAAAAAGAAGCAAAAUAGAUAAAUCGAUCAUCAAAGAAAAAUAGAAGGAAAAUUGUGGAAAACAUAUUGGCUUGAUAAUUCGAUUAAACAAGUGAAAGAAUCAUGAGUUAUUCACGUUGUCGUAUUUUGACGAUAGUCUUGCUUGUUCAUGCAUGGAGUGAUCUAGUUGUCCUUGGGGCUGACAUGUCUCAAAUGGGUAAUGUUAGUGGUAUUGGUGGUGUUGGUGGCAGUGGUGGCGGUGGUGGUGGUGUGCAGACGACACCAGUGGUUUUGUUGCCCUCAGGGGCUUCCGGUCCCGAUUAUACUGGACCUUCUGCAAGUUCUGACGAUUGCAAUCCCGAGAUGGUUGGAUUUGAGCUCGUCACUGGAUACGUCUUCACAGCACCCACCUUUAUGCUUGAAUCUAUACCAGGCACACUAAUGCUCACUGAUUGCCUCGAGACCUGUCAGGCUAAUGACUCUUGUCAAGCAGUUAAUUAUGAGACUGGACUUUGCGUAUUAUUCAGCUCAAAUGCCGACAGUAAUCCAGGUGCAUUGACUCAAUCACAAUUUCCAGUAUUUACAAUAUAUGCCCAAAAAAGUUGUCUUGCUGUAAAGCCAUGUGAACGAGCCUGGUGCAUCGACAGAGUACAAGGACAUCGACUUCAGGGUCACACUAAAAGAAGUUUAAAUGUGUCGUCACGUCAACACUGUCUUGAGCUCUGUCUUGGUGAACGAGACUUUUUAUGCAGAUCAGCAAAUUAUGCAAAUGCAACAAAGGAAUGUGAACUUUCAGACAUGGAUCGUUUAACUGUUGCUGGAUCAAGUGCAUUUCAAACAUCAAAAGGAUUUGACUAUUUGGAAAAUCAUUGUGUUGAAGAGCCAGUUAAAUUGUGUGAAUUUAAAAAAUUGACUGGACGUAUAUUAAAAACUGUUGAUUCAGUUUAUCAGGAAAUAGCAACAUCUGAAGAAUGCCGUGAAUUAUGUUUAAAUUCACCAUUCCGUUGUCAUUCAUAUGAUUAUGGUGAUACUGGCGAUAUGGUCUGCAGACUUAGUCAUCAUGCAAGAGCAACACUCUCCAACAUUCAGGAACCAUAUUUAGAAGUAGCUGAUGCUGCAACAUACGAACUUAGUUCAUGCUACAAUGUAACAAUUGAUUGUCGUGCUGGUGAUAUGGUUGCAAAAAUUCAAACAAGUAAAUUAUUUAAUGGUAAAGUAUAUGCAAAAGGUUCACCAAAUUCAUGUGUUAAAGAUAUUAAAGGUGCACUUGAAUUUGAACUUAAAAUGGCAUAUGAUGAUCUUGAAUGUAAUGUUAAACAACAAGGUCUUGGACGUUAUUUAAAUGAUGUUGUUAUACAACAUCAUGAUACAAUUGUAACAAGCUCAGAUCUUGGUCUUGCUGUAACAUGUCAAUAUGAUUUAACAAAUAAAACAGUAUCAAAUGAAGUUGAUCUUGGUGUACAGGGUGAUAUAACACCAGCAUUAUCUGAAGAAGUUAUUGUUGAUUCACCAAAUGUUGCUAUGAAAAUAACUGAUCGUAAUGGUAAUGAUGGUGUACCAACAGCUGAAGUUGGUGAUCCACUUGCACUUAAAUUUGAAAUAUUAGAUCACAAUAGUCCAUAUGAAAUAUUUGUACGUGAAUUAGUGGCAAUGGAUGGUGUUGAUUCAAGUGAAAUUGUACUUAUUGAUUCACGUGGUUGUCCAACUGAUCAUAUUAUCAUGGGACCACUUUAUAAAUCUGGCAAUACUGGCAAAAUUUUAUUGUCUCAUUUUGAUGCAUUUAAAUUUCCAAGUUCUGAAGUUGUACAAUUUCGUGCUUUGGUAACACCAUGUAUGCCAAGUUGUGAACCAGUACAAUGUGAUCAAGAAGAAUCAACUGGUGAAUUAAGAUCAGUCAUUAGUUUUGGUAAACGUCGUAGACGUCGUUCAACAACAACACAAUCAGCACGUGACGAUCUUUUACUUGUACAAUCAAUACAAAUAACUGACAAAUUUGGCUUUCAACGAAGUGAUAAAUUAUAUGACAAUUCAAGUAAUCAUGAAUCAAUGUCACGUGAUAAUAUUUAUGGUGUUGAUGCUGAAGACAUUGUCAAUUUAAAUGCUCGUUAUGGUGGAGUUUGUGUUAAUAUUACUGAAGCUAUAAUUGCUGCUACAUUGUUCAUUGUUGCACAAAUUAUUGUUAUUGCUGCAUGGACAUUUACAUGGCAACGACGCAAACAAAUAUUGAAACAUCAAGAGGCACUUUCUGUGUCAGUAUCACUGCCCGCUGCAAUGCACGCUGGUAUGCAAAAUCGUGCUGACAGUCUUUGUAAACUUUACGAUACCGGUUACUCGCGGCGAUUUUAAACAAAUACGUUAAAAAAAAAAAAAACAAAAAGGCUCAUUUGCGAUUAUGCGUGCAUUUCACAUUUUUUUUUUUCUACUUUGUAAAUUGCCUUUUUAUUUUUUUUUUAUCUUUUGAAUUGGCUCAAUGAUUAUCGUGAUUGAUGAGAGGAAGGACGUGGCUUGGCUGUUGCCUAUAUUCUCAGGCAAUUGCCGAAAUUAUUCAAAUAGUGAACUUGCAUAUGUAUAGGACCCGUAUGCACGCUCACUAUCGACAGAAUGAAAUAAAAAAAAAAAUUAAAAAGACAAAAAAAAAAAGAAUGAAAGAAAAGAAUAAAGCGAACACAAUAGUGAAACCUCCAACGACUUUUCUAUCGUUCUUUUUUUUUAUUUUUUGUUUUUUUUUUUUUUUUUCUUUCUAUACAGUGAGGUGGAAAAUUCAGGUCGAACAGGAUCAUCACCGAAAGAAAAAAAAAAAAUGUAACUUAGCUUCCAACGAACCGACCAACCUGUUUUUACACUAGCUUCCACUUAGUUAUUAAUUUGUUUUUUUUUUUAUUUUUUUUUUUUUUAAAUAGAAAUUGUGUACGCGUUGUAAUGCGAUCACGAUGACUUUUUCAUUGUAUUGUCAGGGCUCCACUGUCGAUACCGCGCUGCGAUACCGUAACUAAUAUGAUCAAAAGAAGUCAUGAGACUCACGUUAGAAAAUUUAAUUAAUUAAUUAAUUUUUACUUUUUAUGUAUUUUUUUUUUUUUCUUUUCCUUUUUAAUGUCUAUCGUUAGUCUCUGAUUUCAAUGCUCUCUAAUAAGACAUUUUUUUUUUUUUUUUGUUUAUAAUUUUUUUAUUUUUUAACACUUACUCUGAGAAUAAAAGAAAAAAACGAGCAGAUUACGUAAAUAUUAUAGUUAAUGAUAAAAUAAUUGCAGCUUGGAGUAGAGUUGAAAAUGAGAAAAGCAAGAAAAAAAAAAAAAUAAAAAACAAUAUAUUAAAAAUAAAAUAAUAAAAAAAAAAAAAAAUAGAAAUAAGAAAAAGCUAUGAGAAAGACAAAAAAAAAAAAAAAACAUAAAAUGCCAGUUUGAUAAUUAAAAAGUUGAAUUGCCUGAGAGAUGUGUAGGCCCUCGAUAGCUUUUUUCAUCAACGAGUGCAAGGUGUUCAUUUUAUUCGUCUUUAAUUAACGUCAUCGUUAAGGGUUUCAAUGAAAAAAAAAAUAAAAAAAUAAAAAAAGCUUUUGAACAAGAAAAAAUAUGCUAAAAUAGUGAUGAAUAUAUAUGAUGAAAGAGUAAAUACAUAACACAAAAAUAAAACUCGAAAAAAAAUAAAUAAAAAUAUUAUUCAGACAAGGAUGAGACGAGUAAAAACGAUGAAAAUAAUAAAAAUAGAAAAAAAAUGAAGAAAUGAAAAAAAUAUAGCUCAAGAGUAUAUCUAUUAUACAUUUAUAUAUAAUAAGUCUCAAUGUGAACUGGGAAAUCGUGCUUCCAAGAAGAUUCACGCGCGAUCGCGCGAUAAACGUUUCCAUACUUUUCCCACUUUUACUAUCUUUUCAAGAAACGGCCCAUUACCCGCACUCUAGUAGAAGAAUAGCACGUCGAAUACGGGGCUUAAAGCAAAAAUAAAAAAAAAAUAUAAAUAAUAAAAGAAAGAAAAAAAAUGAGAUAAAUCAAAAAAAAAUAAAAAAUAAAAAAUAAACAAGCAAUAACUUGUAAAGUCUAUAUAUCCAACUGGUAAAUCUACAAAUUAUACAUUUAAAUGAAUAUAGAGUUUUUAAAGUUUCAAAUGAGUACAGUGUAGCGUAUGAUUCCUUGCAAUGAUCGACAAGUUAAACACCGCUCGUUCCACGUUAGCAUCAAUUUAAUUGAGAAACUUGAAGAUUAGAAUACACUACUGAAGACAAACAAACCAAUGGUUUCAGAGAAAGAUAGAAAAUAGAUUGAUAAAAGAGAAAAAGUAAGCGAGAGCAAGAGAGAUAGCUUAAAAGACGAGGAAAUUAUACAAUUACCCGAGUUCUCGCGUUUAUAGUUUGUCUUCAUGUUCGUGUAUAUUGACCUCAUCCACAAUGUGCAAACCAAGUGGUUCAAAGAGAGGGUAAAAUAGAUAAGAGCAACGUCAGUAUAGUGAAAUGCUUGUUCGGACAGUUCAAGGGUUUUACUUUUGCGCAUGUUCAUGAUGCAAUCGAUCGAGUCAGUGUGCAUAAUGUGAAUUUUUUACAUUUUAUUCUAUUUUAUUUUUUUUUUGCUUUUCUUUCCUUUUUAUUUUUUUUUCCAUUCAACUCUUUUCCAAUCAACUUAAGUAACGUAAGGAUAAAUUUAAUGUGCGUGUGUAUAUAGACACACAUGCAGACAUACAAAUACAAACACAAAAGUCUGCUUCGUGGUGCUAGGGUUUGAGAUUUUUUCUUAUAUUUUUUUUUUUGUUUUAUUUCGAUGAGAUAUAGAUAAAAACGCAAUUACUUUUCAAUUGAUAAGAAGAUGAGAAAACAAAAAAAAAAUAAUGAAAGAUAGUGACAGUGGAAUCCUGUCAAUUAUCAUACACACACAAACCUAGCUGAG
Molecule: messenger RNA, 5211 nt
Organism: Aphidius gifuensis
Lineage: Eukaryota; Metazoa; Arthropoda; Insecta; Hymenoptera; Braconidae
Gene: neo
Exons: 7
Coding region: 467-2689 (740 amino acids)
Source: RefSeq, a predicted model, not a curated record